CCAAAUUGUUUAACCAUGUUUCAAGUUUAUCGAUGUAUGACACACAAUUUGCCUUAGCUUUCCCUCGAAUUGAAGGCGGGCAAGGUUUCUCGAAUGGAAAAAAAAAUGUGGUAUGUUCUAGGAGCUUCUGCAACCGCGACAUCAGAAACAUAGUAUAAAUUCUUCAAACAGGGAGAACCUAAUAUUAUUUUUCUGUUGUAAAUUUUCCCCAAGAAGGAGAAGAGUUUGCAAAUUAGGCGGAAUGGCGAAUAACUCAGGGAAAUUGCUUAGGACGCUCUAUGGCGUUCAAAGGAUCUCUUCGUUCUCUGCCUAUAGUCUGACAGGAAACACCCUUUGCAGAACACCACACAAAGACAACCUGACAAAUAUAGCGCCGGCAAUAGUUAAGAAUAAUACAAUUGGCACUAUAAGACGGAUAAGCGGUUUGUAUAAUGUUAACAAGGCAGCUGGAGGUAGAGGUGCUGUGCAAAGACAAAUGCUUUAUUCCAAUCCUUGCAGACAAUACAGUGCGGGAAGGGCUGGUCAGAUCGAUCAAUCAGAAUUUACGGAAAUGGCAUGGGAGGCCCUUGCAGGUUCAGUGGAUGCAGCAAGGCUAAGCAAGCAACAGGUCGUUGAAACAGAACAUCUAAUGAAAUCUCUACUUGAGCAAAAGAAUGGACUUGCACGGAGGAUUUUCACCAAAGCUGGAAUCGAUAAUACAACUAUUCUUCAAGCUACAGAUCAAUUUAUUUCUCAGCAACCAAAGGUACUUGGUGAUACUACAGGUCCUUUGGUAAGUCCAAAUUUGACUGCAUUGCUAGAUCAAGCUAGAGUUCACAAGAAGGAAUUUGGAGAUGAUUUUUUAUCGGUGGAGCAUAUGGUGCUAGCAUUCCUAAAAGAUAAACGGUUUGGACAACAAAUUUACAAGGACCUUCAACUUACAGCAAAGGAUUUGAAGGAUGCUGUGCAAGCUGUGCGAGGGAAUCAAAAGGUCACUGACCAGAAUCCUGAGGGAAAAUACGAAGCUUUAGAAAAGUAUGGAAAGGAUUUAACAGAAAUGGCCCGACAUGGGAAACUUGAUCCUGUUAUUGGUCGUGAUGAUGAGAUUAGACGAUGUAUUCAGAUUCUUUCAAGGAGAACAAAAAAUAAUCCUGUUAUUAUUGGCGAGCCUGGUGUUGGAAAGACUGCAAUUGCUGAGGGGCUUGCUCAACGUAUUGUACGAGGAGAUGUUCCAGAACCACUUAUGAACCGGAAGUUGAUCUCAUUAGACAUGGGUGCACUUAUUGCUGGAGCUAAAUUUCGUGGAGAAUUCGAAGAGAGAUUGAAGGCAGUUUUGAAAGAAGUGACGGCAUCAAAUGGACAGGUCAUUCUGUUUAUCGAUGAGAUUCAUACAGUUGUUGGAGCAGGUGCUACAGAAGGAUCUAUGGAUGCAGGCAACUUGUUGAAGCCCAUGCUUGGACGAGGAGAACUACGUUGUAUUGGAGCCACGACCCUCAACGAAUACCGCAAAUAUAUUGAGAAGGAUGCCGCACUUGAGCGCAGAUUUCAACAAGUAUAUGUGGGUCAACCAUCAGUUGAAGAUACUAUAUCUAUUCUUCGUGGAUUACGUGAGCGUUAUGAAUUGCAUCACGGAGUCAGAAUUUCUGAUGGUGCACUGGUUGCAGCUGCAGUGCUUUCAGAGCGAUAUAUUACUGAGCGUUUCUUACCUGAUAAAGCAAUUGAUCUCGUUGAUGAAGCUGCUGCAAAAUUAAAAAUGGAAAUGACAUCAAAGCCUACCGAACUGGAUGAAGUAGACAGAGCUGUGAUCAAGUUGGAGAUGGAACGCUUGUCUCUGAAAAAUGAUACUGAUAAAGCAUCAAAAGAACGACUUAGUAAGUUGGAUGCUGAUUUAGAGGCACUUAAACAAAAGCAAAAAGAGCUUGCAGGGCAGUGGGAGCAAGAGAAAGCACUCAUGACUCGCAUCCAGUCCAUAAAAGAAGAAGUGGACAGGGUCAAUUUGGAGAUGCAAGCAGCUGAACGCGAGUAUGACUUAAAUAGAGCAGCGGAACUGAAGUAUGGGACACUGAUGUCUCUUCAGCGACAAUUGGAAGAAGCUGAAAACAAGCUUUCCGAAUACAGGAAGGGUGGGAAAUCAAUGCUUCGUGAGGAAGUGACAGAUGUUGACAUUGCUGAGAUUGUGAGUAAGUGGACUGGUAUUCCAGUUUCAAACCUGCAACAAACAGAGAGGGAGAAGCUUGUUUUCUUAGAAGAAGUGCUCCACAAGAGGGUUGUGGGUCAGGAUAUUGCAGUCAAGUCUGUAGUAGAUGCAAUUCGACGAUCCAGAGCAGGCCUUUCUGAUCCUAACAGGCCCAUUGCAAGUUUCAUGUUUAUGGGUCCAACUGGAGUGGGGAAGACUGAAUUGGCUAAAGCUCUGGCAGGUUAUCUUUUUAAUACUGAACAUGCACUUGUGAGGAUUGAUAUGAGUGAAUAUAUGGAAAAGCAUUCUGUCUCUCGUCUAGUUGGUGCUCCUCCUGGGUAUGUUGGCUAUGAAGAGGGUGGACAACUAACAGAGUCUGUCCGUAGGAGACCUUACUCUGUAGUACUAUUUGAUGAAAUUGAAAAAGCUCACUCUGAUGUAUUCAACAUCCUCCUCCAGUUGUUAGAUGAUGGGAGGAUAACUGAUUCUCAAGGGCGCACUGUUAGCUUUACAAAUUGUGUCAUUAUCAUGACAUCAAAUAUUGGGUCCCAAUAUAUUUUGGAGACACUUCAAAGUGCACUAGAUUCUAGAGAGGCAGUUUAUGAAUUAAUGAAAAAACAAGUAAUAGAAGUUGCUCGGCAGACAUUUCGGCCAGAGUUCAUGAAUCGUAUUGACGAGUACAUUGUUUUCCAGCCUCUAGACUCUCAUCAAAUAAAGCAUAUUGUUCAAAUACAGCUUGAGCAUGUACGGUCUCGACUAAAGCAAAAGAAGAUCAAUCUCAAUUUCACUGAUGAUGCUGUUGCGGUGCUUGGUAUGCUUGGCUUUGACCCUAACUUUGGUGCAAGGCCAGUAAAGAGGGUGAUCCAGCAAAUGGUGGAGAAUGAACUUGCAUUAGCUUACCUUAAAGGCGAGUUCAAGGAAGAUGACACAGUCUUAGUUGAUGCAGAGACUACUGAUCCUAUGCAUCAGAAGAAGCUAGUCAUUAAAAAGAUUGAGCCUAUUGAUAUCCAGGCUGAUAAUGAGGUUUUGGUUGCAAGCCAUUAACAUGUAAACCAAGAGCGGGCUUCCAUAUUACACGAGAGGGGAGCAUAAUUUUUCUGUUGAUGUACGUACAGAUAUCAGUUAUCUGCCAAAAUAUAGUUUUGUAAAGAUAUUUACUAUCUGUUUGGCAGUUUAAGGAAACACAAAAAGUUAUACGCAUAUAUCAGUUUAAGCCAAAGUCAGUUUACACUGGAGGCAGAUUUAUGUUUUUACAUAAGCUAUUUGGUCCAUUCGGUCAGUCCUGAAAAUCUUACAAUUGCAAUUUCUGUAAAUUAUUGACUGCAUUUUAUUGUUUUGGGUCAUGCAAAUGCAUCUAGGUAAAUGAGAAAAAGCAUAUAUUCAGGCUGAACUUGUUUCA
Molecule: messenger RNA, 3554 nt
Organism: Cryptomeria japonica (Japanese cedar)
Lineage: Eukaryota; Viridiplantae; Streptophyta; Pinopsida; Cupressales; Cupressaceae
Product: chaperone protein ClpB3, mitochondrial
Exons: 10
Coding region: 242-3199 (985 amino acids)
Biological process (GO): cellular response to heat; protein refolding
Cellular component (GO): cytoplasm
Molecular function (GO): ATP hydrolysis activity; ATP binding
Source: RefSeq, a predicted model, not a curated record